AGAGUACAAUGGAGGCUUCCUCAAAAGACUGAGCCAGCGCCUCUGUCAACAACAACAACACCUCGAGGGAGGCAGACCAUUAGUGUUGUUGUUGCUGUGGAUGACAGGUGGUUGCCACGCCAUUAAGUAUUCACACACCGUCCACAGAUACAAGCUCUUGUGUUAUUAUCAUGUGCAGGUGUUAUCUUGAACGAGAGGAGAGUUGUGGGGCGUGGGCCCAGCAGCAGCAGACAGUGAGAGCCACACCACGCUCUUGUGUCUGUCAUAGACACUCUGGAGGCUCUAUGGGUUUAUAACUCUAUGGGUGACAGAGCAUCUGGUCUACAUUGUGGCUUGUUCAGCUUGAAGUCGUUGCCCCUUGUAUGUGUUACAUUUGACCUUAUGAAGUAGUGGUCUAGAUUAAUAUCCUCCAAAUUGUUGAGUAUAAUUGAUAAUAAUUCAUUGGGCCAAGGGUCAGGCAGCCAGUGUAUAUAUACAUGUUUGGCUUAUACUGAAGCCCUCCCCCCAAAGUCAAACUACUGACUCUCCUCAGGAUGCAACCCCAUAACAAACUGACUAACUCCUGAGUACCUGUGAACUGAUAGGUGAACAUAGGCAUUAGGGAAUAACGUGCCCAACUAUUUCUGUUUUGCCUGGGAUUUGAACCCAGAAUUCCUGAUUGUAAGUCAAGAAUGAACCUGACUGUACUACUGGGUCUUGAUGAGAUCACCCAUGUUGUAUCUGGUGUACAGUGUUGCUAGUUCUGUGGCUCUCAACCAUUCCUGUUAUGAAAGUUGACUUGGUUCUGGGAUUGUUUUUGUCUCCUGGUGUUGAAUACAGUAUUCUCCAAAGUAAAUAUGUCCUUUUGAAGGUGUGGUCUCCAUUUUGGGAUUCAGAACUCCAAAUGGCAAUACAGUAUUUCUUAUGCUUGCUGGGAGUGAAUUGAAUGAACUGGCUUUUCUCCCCAUGACCUUAGUGUGUACUUGCACUGCCAUCUGGUGGUGGCUAGUGUUUUUAGUUUGUAGUUGUUCAGUUUUCAAUAGGUUCAGAGAGGAGUCUUGGCAAUUUUGUAAUCUUGAUGCUUUAGUUUGAGAGAGUUUUGAGUGAUUUACAGGGGUUGUGUGUUAUAGCCUUUGUUUAUUUCAUUGGUGUGAUAAGCUAUUCUCUUCACUGAGCUCCCUACCCAGUCUGUGCUGGUCAAGACCUGAAAAUUAUCAUGGGUGAAGUGUGAAUUGCUCAGAUGCAGAAUGUAUCUGUUCUCACAAGUUUGGCACUCAGAAAGAGGAUUUAAUUUAACUGAACUCUAUUUAUUCAAGCUUAUUGCAAAAUUGGAUACCUUUGUUCCUAAGUGGUUACAUAAAAGUAUUUAGUGAUGUGUAUUUUGACAUUGAUUUGGCCUGGUUGGUACAGCGAUGGCCUUGUAUGGUACAGGGUCGACGUUCAAUCCACAUUGGUCCAAGUUGUUGGGCACUGUUCCUUCAUCCCAUCCUCAUAACCCAGAUCCUUGUCCUCGUAUCCAUUCCAAUUACUGUACAUUAUAAUCACACCAAUUGCCUUACCUCGUGUAUUUGAUUUCAGGAAAGGUGCUGUAUUAAUCAUCAGACAUGUUGACCAUCAACUUGUAUGGUGAUUCCCCACCAUUGAUAUUACCCCAAGACUCGGAUCAAACUGUGGAGGAGGUUGUAAUUGCUGCUGCUCGUGUGCUGCAAAUUAAUCCUCUUUGUCGUCAUUUAUUUGGGCUGCGAAAUGCUACUAGUUCUUUGUGGGUUGGACUGUCAAGAAAAAUUUCAACUCUGCCUCAACAUAGCAAUUUGCAAUUUCGACUGCGAUUCAAAGCCCAUUCCCUCGAAAGACUGAAGUCUUUGGACCCAAAUGCAUUUGAAUAUUUCUUUCAUCAAGUACGGGCAGAUUUCCUGGCUAGUGAGAUCCCGCAGCUUCUUAAACAUCCUGAAGAUGGCUUGGGAUUAGUCGUAACAGACAUUCUUCUCUAUCUGCUGAACAAUCCUGGUAAGAAGGUGGGUGACAUAGAUCUUAAAAGCUUCAUACCAAAAGAGCUUAAUGGAAUAGCAAACAGAUUAAAUGUAAAGAGAAAUGCUGAGAAAUUAGUGGAGACGUGUCUGAAGAAGGAUGCUGCAUACGUUCGUGAACGCUACCUCUACAAGGUUGAAGAGAGUCAGUGUAGCUAUGGAAGUGAAGAAUAUGUCUUACAGCAAGAUGAAGCUGGAACUGCCCUCCAUAUUAAGCUAAGCAUCGACCCUUACCACCCAGACCAGCCGGGUCUACGUUACUGUUAUGCAGCACAGAAAAAAGGGGCAUGGACACAUCUCUGCCGCUUGGAUGAUUUGGUAUUCGUAUCAAUCCGCUCCCAGGAUUUGACGGCAGAAGUUUCAAGAAAGACAGGAGUGCCUUGCUACUUUAAGCUGCAGACAAUUGAUGCACUGGAAUCUUUCGUUGGCUGCUUGAGUGGGUACUACCGAUUGAUGUGUACGUGGACUUUCGACCUGUGCCGAGAGCUGCCAACGCCAUCUCUUGUUUUCUUGCGUACCAAUAAAUGUCAUGGACCCGUUGGGAGUGCAUUUGCCGCCCAAAAACUUCAAGACAAAGGAGGGGGUGAAGUUGGUGUUGCAUUGUUGCGGGAAUCCUCUACCGACUACGACACUUAUUAUAUGGACAUAGUGGAGGAAGCUAGUAAAUCACAAGUAUCUUAUACGAUUUUGAAAGAAGGAAACAAGUUCCGUUUGAAAGAUUCUGAAGUUCUAUAUGAUAGCCUAUCCAGUAUGAUGAAAGAAUUUAAGAUGUCUGCAAAUCCUGCAAUCAAAUUUAGUCGAAUUUUGCCAGCAUCAGACUAUGACAACUCUGUACAGCUUCUGCUGUGUGCUAGUCGUGAUAAACAUAUUAAAAUCAACAAUGAAACAGGACCUAGGGUAAUAAGUAUGAAUCACUUAACAUCUGCGGAGGAAAAUAUAUUUCGGGGAAGAUUCAGUGACUUGAUCCGGGCUCAGUGGACGGCACAGAACAACAAAGAAGUUGCUGUAAAGAUGCCGAAACUCAAAAGUUCUCAGGAUACCGAACGUUUCUUAUCAAUGUUGAAUGAGUUUUCAUUUGUGAACUGUGAGUGCAUUGUUGACAUACAAGGUGUGACGUUGAGCCCUUUGUCAUUGGUGAUGGAGUACUUGCCAAUGGGGGCCCUAGAUAAAUACCUCCAGGCUCAUAAGGCAAAGAUGAAAGAGGUGGAGCUGGUGGAGGCAGCAACCUACUUGGCCCGAGCAUUGUGGUACCUCAAUGUGGAAGGCGUCCAACACAACAAAAUUCGCUGUCACAACAUUUUUGUAGCUGCGCAUACUGACCGAACAUUCAAGGUUAAGCUUGGUGACCCAGGUUUGGUGAGGUAUGACCAGCAUGAUCUACACUGGAUUCCUCGUGAGCAUCACUUCCAGCCUCCCUUGGCCCUCAGUGACAGUACCACCGACAUCUGGGCAUUUAGCACAACUGUCUGGCAGAUAUUCUCUCUUGGGGAAAUGCCACUUCCAGGAGCCGAUAUGGAGGAAGUUCGCAAGUUGUAUGCAACUGGUUGCUUGCUGCCUCGGCCAGACCUAUGUCCUCAUGACCUUUAUAAGGUUAUGUUGCGAUGUUGGUCCCCAGAUCCAAGUGCCAGACGUCAACCACAGGCCAUCAUGCGAGACGUCAACCAGAUUCUCUACCAGGUAUUCAAUUCAAGAAAGAAUCAUGCAUAUCAAACCAUCUUCCCUGCCCACUCUGCUGAGGCUGAGAAUGUGACUCAACCAGCUGGUGAAGUAGUAGAGGAAGAGGAGGAUGGUUCAAUAACUACCCAGCUGACCACCCUUACAUACGCUGAUGGUUCUGUAGCACAGGUAACAUUAAGUCAACUGCCAGACAACCUUGUUGAUGACCUAAUUUCACUGAAUGCCAACUAUUUUCAUGGUGAACUCUCUCCUUUGAUAUAUGAAACUGGUGCAGCUUUCUCCACACCGCUAAUGAAGCAGGGAAGAACGGUGAAAACAUUAACAGAGUUGCUCCUUCCUCCACUUGCGGCAGAGCGUAUUCCCGAAGUUCCUGCCUUGCCUACCCACCCAUUACAGCUGGAUAAAUCUGCUAUUGUCUUUGACAUAAAGAUUGGAGAGGGCAACUAUGGGGAAGUACACAGAGGAAUGAUGACAGAUGAUCAAGGGAACAAGAAGAUUGUUGCCAUCAAGACACUCAAAGCCGUGGGUGAAGUUGGUGAUUUUAAGAGAGAAGUUGAUAUCAUGAAGAAGCUGAAGCACAAAAACAUAGUAGAACUGUGUGGUCUUGUAGAGUCUGAAGGAGAAGACAUGUAUAUGGUCAUGGAGUAUCUACCCAUGGGCUCACUCAAGGAUUAUAUCAAGACACAUAAAGAACACCUGAAGGACAACACGCUCCUAAAGUUUGCUAUGGAUAUUGCCGAGGGGAUGGAUUACCUUGAACAGUGCAGCAUCAUUCACCGUGACCUUGCAGCACGCAAUAUUCUUGUAGCAGAUUAUCAUAAUGUAAAGAUCACGGAUUUUGGCUUGGCCCAACAACCCAACAGCGGAAACUACUAUAUUCGUCAAACACAACGGGCCUUGCCUCUUCCUUGGUAUGCCCUAGAAUGCAUUGAGCACGGCAAAUUCUCCCACAAAAGUGACGUUUGGUCUUAUGGUGUUACCUGCUGGGAAGUGUUCACUCGGGGACUGGAACCAGACCUGCCUCAGAAACCAGAAAAUCUGUUGCAGCUUUUGAAGAAUGGGAAGCGCUUGAACCUGAAGCCUCCAUGUAAUAACAACAUAUAUUCAUUGUUGAUUCGUCCUUGCUGGGAUCAUGAACCAAGCGGACGACCAAACUUUUCGGAGCUCAUUGCAGUAAUCAGAGAACUUCAGGAGGGAUGUUUGUGAGCAACAGCAGCUGAAACACUAGAAAUGUAUCACUUGAAGGCUCCUUAUUGUUCACAGUAUAACAUGCUUAUUGUCAAAGUUUAGAUAGUGUUAUGAGAAAAAUUAUCUUGUCUUAAUUCUCCAGCAUUAGAGAUUCAGAUCUUAUAUGUCCUUGUUACUUUUUUUUUUUAAGUUACUACCAAUGAUACAAUAUCCUUGCUUUACUAUUCAUGUUAACCUGAAUAUGAAACUUCAUAAGGCAUAUACAGUAUACCUGUUCUGCACGUUAUUGGAAGCCAACCCAACUAGCAGUUGGAUUAACAAUGUAAGGGAUUCCAAAUAUGUGUAACCAUGUUUAGGCAAUGAGCAAAGAAAUAUGUUGAAAAUAUCAGGUAUGCUGAUGAACAUUAUUUGUCACAAUACAGAAAUAUAAUUACUAUUUCUUGUAAUUACUGGACAUUUACUGCAAAAUUAUCUUAAAACUGAAGCUGAAUGCAUUUUUAUAAAAGUUUCUGGGUGAUAAGAGUGGGAGGGAGCGAGCAUGAUGAGAUACCUCGGCUCCCUCACACCAUCAGUAUCACUCCCAUCAUCUGCUUUUACUCGUCUUACAAAAAUUUUCCCUCGUGGAAAAUCUCUCCAUUUUUAUUACCACCAUGGUUGCUGUUGUAAGAUAUUGUUAAUAGAAAUGGCAAAUACAGUGCAUGUAAUGCAAUAAUUAAUACAAAAAACUGUUGACUGCCAGCCAAAGCAUCUCUGGUGUUUGAAGGCAGAGUAAGACUGACUUGGGAACAUGAUUUGAUAAUUUUGGUUCAUAGUCUUUUGACGUAUUGUUUGAGAAAAAUACCUAGAUGAUAAUUGUUGUAUUUGUUUAUAUAAUUUAUUAACUUUUAUCAAUAUUUGGAUUAAAAUUCCUUUGGGAGUGGACCAUCCACAACAUAUGGUGCAAUAAUGGAUUCAUUUUUUACUCUUCUGUAUAUACAGUAUAUAUUUUUAAAAAAUAUUGUUUGAUAAUAUAAUUUGUAAAAUAAGGCCAUAUUUAAGCUUUUUAAAAGACUUUAUGCACUAUAUAAUAGUUUUUAAUUGGAUUAGGUCCACUGCUAACACAGCCACAUCCUAGUGCUGGCUUAGGCGAGGUCCUCACUAAAACGACAUGUUUGUUUGUUCCACUGAACAUAAAAAACUGUUCAACUAUCUAGAAAUUUAUUGAAGCAAAGACCAACUGUUAUUUACAAAGACAUUUAUAAACAUUGGUGUAUAUUUUACUAGAAAUAAUGAGAACUUUGUUUUAAAAAGUUUACUCUAAAACUAUCUUGACAGAGUUACAAAUAUGUAGAUACAAUCAUAAGUAUAAUUCAGUAUUAAAACUCCUGUUGUUGAGUUCUGUAUACAACAUGACAACUACAGGUGAUCUGACACCAGACAACAAUGUAGAUGGACUCCCUACUUCAGUUACUGAAGCAUAAACAUAAUACUAACUCACCUGUCUUGUGCCAAGUGCAACUAUUUGUGGGUCCAGACAUGUUUGCAACUUCAAGGGACAAGUAGGAAUAACACAGGCCGACCAUGGAUGUUUCUUGUCACCUCUUGGUGGAUAAACAUUUUAAACCUGACAUCAGCCAUGGAAGGGUGGUAAUGCAGGAGACAAGCGAGCUCAAUUUGUUCUUGGGGAUCCAAUCUUCAGGUAUCCAGUUCUUCUAGACCCAAACUGGCCUUGAAAGGCCUCGUUAUGUUUCAAAUAGACUGAUCUCACCAACUACAGGUCAUCUGUUAUAUACUAUAAACAGGUUGUUACUUUAUAGCCAACCAGUUCCAGGUCAGAGGUCAGCUAUAAACAUAUACAAAAAUAAAAUCUUUUAAUUAAA
Procambarus clarkii (red swamp crayfish) is the source of this 6730-nucleotide messenger RNA. RefSeq names its product tyrosine-protein kinase hopscotch. Gene Ontology annotation, molecular function: cytokine receptor binding; ATP binding; non-membrane spanning protein tyrosine kinase activity. Gene Ontology annotation, biological process: protein phosphorylation; cell differentiation; cell surface receptor signaling pathway via JAK-STAT. The record is from RefSeq and is a predicted model, not a curated record. Lineage: Eukaryota; Metazoa; Arthropoda; Malacostraca; Decapoda; Cambaridae. Gene Ontology annotation, cellular component: cytoskeleton; membrane; cytosol.